This is a messenger RNA of Theobroma umbraticum, 2313 nucleotides long. Its product is annotated as putative acyl-activating enzyme 16, chloroplastic. Gene Ontology annotation, molecular function: long-chain fatty acid [acyl-carrier-protein] ligase activity. NCBI's taxonomy places the organism in Eukaryota, Viridiplantae, Streptophyta, Magnoliopsida, Malvales, Malvaceae. Gene Ontology annotation, biological process: fatty acid elongation. Gene Ontology annotation, cellular component: chloroplast. The record is from RefSeq and is a predicted model, not a curated record.
UCCCAUGAUGAUGUUUUUUCUAUUAACUUAAGCCACUUACAAGAUCGCAUCAUUCACUCCUGACAAAACCCCCGAUAACUUGGUUGCCUUCUUCCUUCUCUCUUUCUGUCUCUACGUUCCCUUUUGCACGUUAAAAUGUUGGGAACUUCGAUAAAUCCCAUAAAGACAGCUUCUUCUUCUUGCUGUUCUUCAUCUUGUGAAAAGAGAAUGGAAACCAUGUUGUCCUUAACAUCUUUUGAUAAUUGUAAUAACUCUGUUCGGUUUCUUUUCUCUCGUUCUAAAUUGCACUGCUCCAAAACUUUGGUUACAAAGCUCCCUGGAGUCAGGUUCCGGGUCUCCCCAGGAUCUAAAUUUCGAGUUUUCUGUGAAUCUAAGACACAGGAGUUGCAGAUAAGAAGGUGCUCACCUUUACUAGAAAAAGCAUCACUAUCAAGUAAUGAUGCAGUGGUCUCUGAUGAAUGGAAAGCAGUCCCUGACAUUUGGAGGUCUUCAGCAGAAAAGUAUGGUGAUCAAGUAGCAGUGGUUGAUCCAUACCAUGACCCACCUUCCACGAUGACUUAUAUACAGCUGGAGCAGGAAAUAUUAGACUUUGCUGAAGGUUUAAGGGUAAUUGGAUUAAAGCCAGAAGAUAAGCUUGCCCUUUUUGCUGAUAAUUCAAGCCGGUGGCUUGUUUCAGAUCAAGGUAUAAUGGCAAUGGGAGCAAUUAAUGUUGUCAGAGGGUCAAGAUCAGCUAUGGAAGAGCUUUUACACAUAUACAAUCAUUCGGAAAGUGUUGGGCUUGUUGUGGACAAUCCCGAAUUUUUCAAUCGUCUUGCUGGAACAUUUUGUUCGAAUGCAACAAUGAGAUUUAUUGUUCUACUUUGGGGUGAGAAAUCAUGCCUGGCCAGUGGUGAAACACAGGGCGUGCCUAUAUUCAGUUAUAAGGAGAUCAUGGAGUUAGGAAGAGAAAGCCGUGUUGCUCUUACUGAUUCUCUUGAUGCUAGACAAGGUUACAUAUAUGAAGCCAUUGGCUCAGAUGAUGUUGCUACCCUUGUAUAUACAAGCGGAACCACUGACAAUCCAAAAGGUGUUAUGCUUACACAUAAGAAUUUAUUACACCAGAUAAGGAAUUUGUGGGAUGUCGUACCUGCUGAAGCUGGGGAUAGAUUUCUAAGCAUGCUUCCUUCUUGGCACGCAUAUGAGCGAGCUUGUGAAUAUUUCAUAUUUACGCAUGGAAUUGAGCAAGUAUAUACAACAGUGAGAAAUUUGAAGGAUGAUUUGAGACAUUAUCAGCCACACUACCUGAUAUCUGUACCCUUAGUGUAUGAGACACUCUACGGUGGGAUUCAAAAGCAGAUUUACACAAGCUCCACAGCUCGUAAAUUUAUAGCACUUACAUUCAUAAGGGUAAGCUUGGCAUACAUGGAGUUGAAGAGAAUUUACAAGGGACUAUGCCUAACAAGGGAUCAGAAGCAACCUUCAUAUGUUGUAUCCAUGUUAGAAUGGUUAUGGGCAAGAAUUAUUGCUGCAAUAUUGUGGCCAUUGCAUGUGUUAGCGAAGAAGCUUGUCUAUGAAAAAAUUCACUCUGCUAUUGGAAUAUCAAAGGCUGGCAUAAGUGGGGGCGGAAGUUUGCCUAUGCAUAUUGACAAGUUUUUUGAGGCAAUUGGUGUGAAAUUGCAGAAUGGAUAUGGCUUAACAGAAUCAUCACCUGUCAUUGCUGCUCGACGACCUAACUGUAAUGUUCUUGGUUCAGUUGGGCAUCCAAUUCAACACACAGAAUUCAAAAUCGUAGAUUCUGAAACUGAUGAAGUUCUCCCACCUGGCUCCAAGGGCAUUGUAAAGGUUAGAGGACCACAAGUGAUGAAAGGUUACUAUAAGAAUCCAUUGGCUACGAGGCAAGCCCUAGAUGAAGAUGGUUGGCUAAACACUGGUGAUAUAGGUUGGAUUGCUCCUUCUCCCUUGACAAAUUUUUCAGUUUUAUUGAGCGUUACUCUUUCUCUGUGCUUAGCUACACCAGUGCCUGUGCAUAUGUUGCCUGUUUCUCUUUCACGCAGGACCUCCGAGUGUUCGUUUCAAAUUGGACCCAUCCUUAUUGUGGAUGAACCUUUUUCGAUUGAUGGUGGCUUAAUGACCCCAACCAUGAAAAUCCGAAGGGACAAAGUUGUAGCUCAAUACAAGGAGGAAAUAGCUAAUCUUUACAAGUGAAUAUGACCAUGAUUACUUAUUUAUAUUUGAUGCGCUGAUCAUAUAUAGUCUUUAUGCACUGUUAAGGCAUCAAAUGGUGUCAUCUCUAAUUGAGAAAUAAUUUUAAAAUUAAAUAUUAUUAUUUAAAAA